UGGUUAUAUUUUUUCUUUCUACCAUUAGUAUUAAAUAACUACAUAAAAAAGGGCAGCCCCGGUUUGUGCAGGAUUUGGGAGAGAUUUCAACCACAAGGAUUGUUGUAUGCAAUUUCACAUUACAUUUCCGUGAUAGGUUAUUUUCAAGGCUUGAACCUGGGAUCUUGUGAUAACAUGCCAACAACUUUACCAAUUAAUAAUAAUUAAUUAGAGUUUUAAAACAUCAUUAAUAAAGUUAAUUUAGUAAAAUAUACUCAUAACUAAAAUUUUCUUUGAGUAUCCAAUAGUUGCUGAAUCAACUACUAUAACAAAAGACAAGGAUCAGCAGUAGAUAUAGUUAGCUCAAACACUAAGGGGUCGUUUGGUAUACUACUAUAACAACAAUAACAAACCCACUAUAUUUUCACAUAGGGCUGAGUGUAGUCCGUUUUGGGUGGGCGGGGCCAUCUGGGUGGUCAAACGGGCGAAACAGUGCAAACGGGAUAUUUUCGGGUCAAAUCGAUGUGCUCGGGGUCCGGGAAACAUUGUAGCGUUCGGGGAAGGUAAAUUGUACGUAGUACAUACCGCUACCCUAAGAAGGCUGUUUCCGAUAGACCCCAGCUCAGUAAUCAAAGUAAUGAAUAAGGAAAAUAAUGAGCACUUGCAUUCGUUGGGGAUUGAUCAUGGUGAAGAUGAAAAAAAUAUAACUCUUGAAUUGAAUGAAACACGUAUCUCAUAUACUCUCUCUUGUUACCUCUUGCGAGAAUCACUUCCGAUGUUGAAGCAUGUAAGUUGGACCUUCUUUAGUUAAGAAAUGGCUCUGCUGCACUCCUUAGGAACUCAUAACUGUUUUUGCACUAGUACUAUAUAUUACAAAUUUAAUGAGAAUAUUUCUGUAAAUAAAUUUAUGUUUCGUAUCGAAAUAUUGAGUUCAGAUGAAUUCAAAUUCCGCCACGCAACUCUAAUAUGGCAUCGUUUGCAAUAUCAACCAUGAAAAGAUGGAGAUUACGUAUAAUUGGACAUUGUAGCCCGAAGUUAAUAGCCUGUUUGAUCAAGUUUUUUGGAAAUUAAAAAAAUGUUUAUUUAAACCGUAAAGGUGUUUGACGAAGCUUUUAAUUUAAACACAUAAUUAAGUUUUAUGUAGAAGGAGAGCCUUGGAAUAACUAGUAAAGUUGGUAAAGUUGCUGCUAUGUGACCAGGAGGUCACGGGUUCAAGCAUUGGAAUCCAACCUCUUGCAGAAAUGUAAGGUAAGGUGUGUACAAUACAACCUUGUGGUGGGACCCUCGCAUAGCGACAGCUUUAAUGCAUGGAGCUGCCCUUUUUUUGUAAAAAUAAUUUUUAUGUAAUGUUUUUUUUCACUCAUAAAAAAGCAGGGCGAGGGAGUAAACCAGAAUGGAAUGAGAAGUUUACAUUCAAGAUAGAAUAUCCCUCAGUAGAUGGACAAUACAAGCUUAUAAUUAAACUCAUGGAUCAUGAUACAUUUUCUGCUGAUGAUUAUCUUGGUGAUGCUACUAUCUACUGGAAGGAAUUUAUUGAAUUGGGAUUGGAGAAUGGAAGAGUUGAAAACUUGAAAUUCAUCCUUAAAAAUAUAGUGUGGUGGGCAGUGCUCAAUGUUACUGUGGUGAAAUUCAACUUGGCAUCACUUUCACCCCAAAGAAGGCAACUCAAUAUGAGGAAGUUGAAUAUGGUGGAUGGAAAGAUAGUGAUGAGUACUCAUGAGUAACUACAGAAGUCGAUCUAGUUUUGUUGGGUUAUUGGGUCUUUUUUCUUUUUUAUGUGGAUAAAUGAAACUUAAUUUGGACCAACUCAUUUUUGUCUAUAGGCCCAUUACUAUGGGGCAUAUAUAUUGAUCUUUUUAGGUCUUAUUCAUCACAAAAAGAGAGUUUUCAGCAGCCAAAGAGAGAAAAACAAAGCUGAUUUUCGCACCUUAAUUUCAGCCACAGUUGUCAACUUCAAAUUACGAUUCCCGCUUCGUUUCUUGUCUGAUUGAGCUGAUUUUUGGACUGCUUGUUCCUCUCAUCUCAAUCUUUGAUUAGGAACUGACAGAGCUUGAUUUGGUGGCCUGUAUCUCCUGUUCUUCAUUCCCGAACAGUAACUGCAUUUUUGGUACUGUCACUCCUUUAUUUCCCUUGUGUUUGGUGUUGUGGUUUACGUAUUGUUUCUUGUUGUUUGACACUUGUUUUGUUGCCAUUUUGGAGGACAAUAUUGUAACUCUUUGGUGAUUAUAGUGGAGGUUU
Molecule: messenger RNA, 2217 nt
Organism: Capsicum annuum
Lineage: Eukaryota; Viridiplantae; Streptophyta; Magnoliopsida; Solanales; Solanaceae
Product: protein C2-DOMAIN ABA-RELATED 4-like
Exons: 3
Coding region: 1287-1703 (138 amino acids)
Source: RefSeq, a predicted model, not a curated record